Messenger RNA from Neoarius graeffei (lesser salmon catfish), 3507 nucleotides. RefSeq names its product zinc finger protein 280D (gene znf280d). Gene Ontology annotation, molecular function: RNA polymerase II cis-regulatory region sequence-specific DNA binding; DNA-binding transcription factor activity, RNA polymerase II-specific. Lineage: Eukaryota; Metazoa; Chordata; Actinopteri; Siluriformes; Ariidae. Gene Ontology annotation, biological process: regulation of DNA-templated transcription. The record is from RefSeq and is a predicted model, not a curated record. The coding region runs from base 97 to 2880 and encodes 927 amino acids. The transcript is spliced from 20 exons.
CAUCAGGCAUCGGGGCUGUUCAUGCUAGUAGCUAUGCCUGUUUCUUUGGGCCACCUCCGAUGUGAUUUGUAAACAGACUGUGUGUGAGGUCCAACCAUGUCUGAACUGUUUAUGGAAUGUGAGGAGGAGGAGUUGGAGCCAUGGCAAAGGGCAAUACCGGAAAUCAGUUUGCUUGAUGAUGACGAUGAUGACGAACCAAUAUUCGUCGGGGAAAUCUGCAGUUCCAAGCCGACUCCUAACAUCAGAACAGGUGUUGGCUAUCAGCGUAACCCACCAAAUGUCACGUUCCAACGGGUCACAUCGUUGACUUCACCCCAAAAGGCUCAUCAGGCUCAGCUAAACUCUGCCAAACAGUCUCCAGCACCUCAACUCACUGUCCGAGGUUCAUCACAGCCAGUCUUCAUCCCCGUCAGCUCCCAGUCAGCACCACUGCAGUCUGGACCCAAAUUACUAAACACCGUAUCUCCUCAGCCCAUCAUCAUCAAUAAUCAGGGUUAUAUAGUGGCAUCACCACAAAACCUCAACAAUAAUAACUCCUCGUUCGUCACAUCCAUGGGCUCUCAGUAUCCACAAGGAACAUCAUUCACUGUUGUGCCAGCAGGUCAGCCGAUGGUGCAGCAGGUAGCUUCACCGCCUAAACCAGUGCCAGGUGUCAUCCACCGGCCCCAAGUGCAGUUAAUCCAAAACAACGUGGUGACGCUGUCCAACGUCCAGGGCCCUGCUGACAUCUCUAGCCAGUCUCACUCCAGUGCCAGCCCACACACUGUCCAGCACAGCCCUCAAAGCAAAUCCAGCUCGGUGAGCUCGUCGAAACACAUCCCACCUACUCUACAAGCAGUGAACAACCGAGAUAACGGAAAAAUGAAACGCAACGCCCUGCCUGACUCGAACAACGGCACAUCUAAAAGAACCAAAAUCGACAUGGAGAACGAGACCCCUUUGACGAGGAAGUGUCCCAAAUGUCACAUUCACUUUAACUUGAUGGACCCUUUAAAAACUCACAUGCAGAGCUGCUGCCCAAACCUACUGGACACAAUUCUCCCUUCAACCUCGAAGACAGACCGAGCUGCGAUGCCAGUGCGAAUUUAUGAAACGGAGCGAGGGAAGAUCAUCAUGCUGGUGUCUGAGUUUUACUACGGGAAAUGCGAGGGUGAUCAGUCUGCUGCCCGGGAACAGAAGUCCAACACGACGUUCAAGUGCAACAGUUGUUUGAAAAUCCUCAAGAACAACAUUAGGUUCAUGAAUCACAUGAAGCAUCAUCUGGAGCUGGAGAAGCAGAACAGUGAGAGUUGGGAGAGUCACACGACGUGUCAGCACUGUUACCGACAGUAUUCCACGCCGUUCCAGCUGCAGUGCCACAUAGAAAGCGCCCACAGCCCCUACGAAUCCACCACUAAUUGUAAGAUUUGUGAAUUGGCCUUUGAGACAGAACAAGUGCUGUUGGAACACAUGAAGGACAAUCACAAACCGGGAGAGAUGCCGUAUGGCUGUCAGGUCUGCAACUACAGAUCGUCAUUCUUCUCAGAUGUAGAGAACCAUUUCCGCACCGUCCACGAAAACACUAAAGACCUCCUCUGUCCUUUCUGCCUUAAAGUCCUGCGCAGUGCCCAUAUGUACAUGCAGCAUUACAUGAAACACCAGAAAAAAGGAAUUCAGCGCUGCGGAAAGUGCAGGCUGAAUUUUCUCACCUACAAAGAGAAAGUGGAACACAAAGCGCUUCAUCAUCGGACGUAUAAAAAGCCAAAAAGCCUUGAAGGACUUCCUCCAGGAACGAAGGUGACAAUCCGAGCUUCACUCAGUGGAGGAUCUACGAUGUGUCCCUCUGCUCCUGGCAAGUCAUACGUCAACCUCGUCCCCACGAGCCCUGAGACGGUCAAACCGACUGGUCACAAGUCCAACUCCAACAUGGGAAGGAUGAGGACAAACCAGAGCAAUAAGAACCGCACGUCCUUACCCAACACUGAGCUCAGAGGCUUGAAACUUGUACCUGGAGUGCACAAAUGCAUCGAGUGUCAAAAUGAAGUGACCGAACCAUACAGCCAUUACCCGAUAUCACUGAAAUGUUUUGUAUGCAAGUACCGGACGAGCUGUCAGAAGGCUUUCAGGCAACAUAGGCAGAGGUUUCACAGCAGCUCCUCAAAACUGCGAUUGAGCAAGGUGAAUCGGCCCCUGCGUGGUGUACGGAGUCUGACUCUUGUUUGUUUGAACUGCGAGUUCUUGGCCGACGCAGCCGAUACGAACCGCAUGUGCGAGCACCUAAUCAGCAGACCCAACCACAGCUGCCAGGUCAUUUUAGAGACAGAUGCAGAUUUGACACCGGAGAGGUCGACUCUUUCUGACACUGAUAAGGUUGAGGCCCAAAGUCCAAAAGCAGAAGUGAGCAGUCCUGACAAUUCUGAGGAACCUUUGGUUUCAACCUCCCAAGUAUCCUCUGUGAAAUCAGGGCUGAAUGAAAUGGAGCCUCUGAACAUUGCUAAUGUGUGGAGCGAAGAACACGUCUCUGAGCCGGCUAAAAAAGAGCUGACGCCGACACAGACUGUUCAAGAAGCCGAAGAAGAGAAGACAGGCCCUGAAAGCAUGGAUCCUCCAGCCGAGAACGGCGCAGCGAGGACAGAACCCGAGAGCACGGCUGCUCCCGUCAGCCCCUGCAACCCGAUCGAAAACGGAGGCGGAGUGAGCGCAGACGACUUCCUGAAUAAAGGCGACAAAGCAGAGUCUGUAAGUGUGCACCCCCUGCUGGAGCCUCUCACUCCAUCCAAGGUCCUCGAAGCCAACGAAGCCGAGAAUGGGCCAGAACCGAAGAAGGACCUUUCACCUAACUGUAAAAGAGACAUUGAGGAGGAGGUGGAAGAGGAGACCUCAGGUCCGAUAAGCACCUAGAAAACUUUAGCGUCAGACUAGCAUAGGACAAAAACACCUCCAUUUUUACUUUUACAUAUUUUUUAAUCUAGCUAUAAAACUUACUUAACUGUUGUUACUUAAUGUAAUAUUUCCAGUGAUCAUCUAUUGGAACUGAAAAGAAAAAAAAAAAAACGCUGUUUGUGAUGAAACUUGAAUAAAGGAGGAUUGAUCGUGUUACUGUGCUCCAGUACAAAGUAUUGCCUUCUGAAAUGGGCCAUGAUUCUUUAGAGAAGACUGUGAAAUGACCUGUUUAUCAUAAUCAGCAUUGCUUUUUACUCAUGUAAUACCAUGACCUGGCACACAAGAAACCUGAAUUAUUGGAUCUCGGCUUUUCGGGAAGACCGUGUGUGUGUGUGUGUGUGUCGGUGCACUGUAUUACACCAUGGUCCACCUGACUGGCAAAACACCCCUUCUCAAAGAGCUUUAUUGUUUUCAGUGUAAAAUUUUCUUUUAUAUACUACUUUUAACUAGGAAAAGGAGGUUCUAUCAGUAUCCGUUACACUGUUAGUUAUUCAUGCUGGACAAAGGCUCAGUGGGGUUUAGAGGAAAGGCUCCAUCAAAUGUCUUCAUUCAAAUUAAAGCAAAUAAAGAUGAACUUUUCUUUUA